AUGAUUGAGAGGCCGAGACUCCACCCCAAUCACAGAAACCACCCUAAAACUAACAAUUUCUGGAAAUGGUUGGCUGGGAUUGCCCUCAUCCUCGCGGUCUUUGCAAUCCUAAUCGGAGUAGUUAAAAAGGGUGACCACAACAAAAAGGGUGACAAGGGUCACUGCCAUAAACACCGAAAGAAGCCCCAGGGAAGCGGCACCCAGACUGCCCCUGGAGGUACCCAGACUGCCCCUGGAGGUGCCCAGACUGCCUUUGGAGGUGCCCAGACUGCCUUUGGAGGUACCCAGACUGCCCCUGGAAGUGCCUUGAUACCUCUGCAAGCACCCAGACCGCAAGCACCCAGACCGCAGGCAUCCAGACUGGCUCUGGAGGCACCCUGA
Messenger RNA from Fusarium poae, 381 nucleotides. RefSeq lists its product as uncharacterized. Lineage: Eukaryota; Fungi; Ascomycota; Sordariomycetes; Hypocreales; Nectriaceae. Bases 1 to 381 code for a protein of 126 amino acids. The record is from RefSeq and is a predicted model, not a curated record. The transcript has a single exon.